Molecule: messenger RNA, 1638 nt
Organism: Aspergillus bombycis
Lineage: Eukaryota; Fungi; Ascomycota; Eurotiomycetes; Eurotiales; Aspergillaceae
Product: putative GTP binding protein
Exons: 3
Coding region: 1-1638 (545 amino acids)
Cellular component (GO): nucleolus
Molecular function (GO): GTP binding
Source: RefSeq, a predicted model, not a curated record
AUGGUUAAGCUAGGCAAAAACUCGAAGCGGACGCCCGUCCGGUUACGACACAAGAUCGAGAAGGCUUCUGCGGCUAAGCAACGAAAGCAGAGAAAGCUUGCCAAGAAGAAUCCCGAAUGGCGCUCAAAGAUCAAGAAGGAUCCGGGUAUCCCUAAUUUGUUCCCUCACAAAGCUCAGCUUCUCCAUGAGUUGGAGGAGAGGAAGCGAUUGAAGGUCGAGGAACAGGAGCGCAUCCGUGAUGAAGCGCGCGCUCGCAAGAAGGCACAGAAGGAGUCGCAACAGGAGGGAGACGGCGCCGAAGACAUGAUGGAGGAGAAUGAUAUUGAUCUAGAGGGUGACUCCGACGAUGAAGAUAUGGAUGAGGAUGCCGAUGAUUCGUCGAACCCCAUGGCUGCGCUACUUGCCUCUGCGCGCGCGAGAGCGGCAGAGUAUGAUGAUCAACAUGAGAGCGAUGAUGACGAUGAGAUGGAUGAGGAUGACGAUGAGGAUAUGGACGGCAUGGAUGAGGACGAGGAAGAUGGUGGUGCUGCGCUGGGCGAUUCGGCUCCCCAGCUUGUUUCACAGACUCACAGCAAGGAGAGCUCUCGGCGGCAAUUCGAUAAGGUGUUCAAGCAGGUUGUUGAUGCUGCGGAUGUUGUGUUGUAUGUGCUUGACGCUCGUGAUCCAGAGGGCACCCGGUCCAAGGAUGUAGAGCGUGAGAUUAUGGCGGCAGCUGGUGGAAACAAGAGAAUGAUCCUCAUCCUCAACAAGAUCGAUCUCAUCCCUCCGCCGGUGCUGAAGAACUGGCUGGUCCACUUGCGCCGAUACUUCCCCACCCUGCCUCUGAAGGCCUCCAAUGGCACCGCCAACGCUCACAGCUUCGACCACAAGCAGUUGACCGUCAAGGGUACAUCGGAGACGCUUUUCAAGGCUCUCAAGUCCUACGCGCACGGCAAGAACCUGAAGCGGUCCAUCUCCGUCGGUGUGAUCGGUUACCCCAACGUCGGAAAGUCGUCUGUCAUCAAUGCCCUCACGGCCCGUCUCAACAAGGGCUCCAGCAAUGCAUGCCCUACCGGUGCCGAGGCCGGUGUCACCACUAACCUGCGGGAGGUGAAGCUGGACAACAAGCUCAAGCUGAUCGACUCCCCCGGUAUCGUGUUCCCGAACGCAGAGAAGAAGAAGACCAGGAAGAAGCAGGUGGAGGAGCGUGCACGUCUCAUUCUCUUGAACGCCAUCCCACCGAAACAGAUCGAGGACCCAGUUCCGGCCGUGUCCCUGCUUCUCAAGCGUCUCUCCGCCUCCGAAGACCUCAAGUCGAAGCUGUUGCAACUCUAUGGCAUCCCCGCUCUUUUCAACGCUGGCGACCAGACUCAUGACUUCCUGAUUCACGUUGCACGCAAGCGCGGUCGUCUGGGUAAGCACGGUGUGCCCAACAUCGAGGCCGCAGCCAUGACCGUGAUCAACGACUGGAGGGACGGACGGAUCCAGGGAUGGGUCGAUGCCCCUGUGCUGCCAGUUGUCGCCGCGACCGAUGGGGCUUCGGCUCCUGCGGCUGUUGCGUCGGGCGUGGAUACGAAACAGGUUGUCACUGAAUGGGCCAAGGAGUUCAAGAUCGAGGGUCUGUGGGGUGACGGCGCUGUUGAGGAGAUGGCGGAAUAA